Colossoma macropomum (tambaqui) is the source of this 1327-nucleotide messenger RNA. It is a transcript of the gene dnaaf4, whose product is annotated as dynein axonemal assembly factor 4. Gene Ontology annotation, molecular function: nuclear estrogen receptor binding. Gene Ontology annotation, biological process: cilium movement; inner dynein arm assembly; outer dynein arm assembly. The record is from RefSeq and is a predicted model, not a curated record. The coding region runs from base 47 to 1282 and encodes 411 amino acids. The transcript is spliced from 9 exons. Lineage: Eukaryota; Metazoa; Chordata; Actinopteri; Characiformes; Serrasalmidae.
AGGCAGCUGAUCUAAAAGCUAAGCUGAUCAGUCUCGUGCGUUCAGGAUGCCGCUGCUGGUCAGAGACCACACAUGGACCCAGACAGAAACCACGGUGUACCUCAGUAUCCCGUUAAAGGGGGUGAAGCCGGCCAAAGUGGACGUGCUUUGUACGGAUGAGUUCCUGAAGGUUAGUUUCCCUCCGUUUCUGUUUGAAGCCUUCCUUUCUGAGCCUGUAGAUGAUGAUAAAAGUGUGGCCAAACUGGGAAACGGCGUUGCAGUUUUUACUCUGCCGAAAAAGAAAGAAGGCCUGUGGACGCACCUCAGCAGAGAUGUGGACAAAGCCAAACAAAGAGAGAUUCGAGACGAGGCCAUCCUCAAAACUCAAAACAAGGCUGCAGAAAACUCCAAGGCCAAAGCCGCAAAGAUUCAGCAGGAAAAGAAAUACACAUUGGAGACUAUGAUGAAGCUUGAGGAAGAGGAGCGGGUGAGAAUUCAGACGAUGAAGGACGAAGAGUGUGCGAGAGCCACAGCAGAACUGGAGGCCUGGAAAGAAAAGCAGAGGAAAACGGCAGAGGAAGAGGAGGCUCGACGAAGGCUACAAGGAACCACCACGCAGGUGGAUAAACAAGUUCCUAAAGAGAGAAAGCUUGAGAAAGCUGCACAAAACCCCAGCAGAACUGAAGGUCGGAUAAACAGCGGGAAAAAGGACAAACAGAAGGAUGUACCUGCCCCCAGGUCAGCGGGCUGCAUUAAGAUCAGUUUCACUCCACGUGUUUUCCCCACCGCCUUACGAGAGUCCCGCGUACCCGAGGAAGAAGAGUGGCUGAGGAAGCAGGCGGAGGCCAGACGGAUGGCGAGCGCUGAUCUCGCUCAGCUGGAUGAUCUGAAGGAGGAAGAGAAGAACCCUGACUGGCUGAAGGAUAAAGGAGAUAAUUUCUUCAGGACUGGGAACUACCAGGCUGCGGUCAAUGCCUACGAUUUGGCCAUUAAACUCAACAGACGCAUUCCUGCCCUGUUCUCCAAUCGAGCGGCUUGCCAUCUGAAGCUGAGAAAUCUUCACAAAGCCAUCGAGGACAGUUCUCAGGCCCUGGAACUGCUGACCCCAGCCGUCGCUGACAAUGCAGCGGCCCGACUGAGGGCCCAUGUAAGGAGAGGAACUGCUUUCUGUGAGCUGGAGCUCUUUAUAGAAGGACUUCAGGACUACCAGGCUGCUCUCAAGAUCGAUCCAAACAACCAGGCUCUGCAGGCGGAUGCCAGUAAGAUCAGAGAGAUCGUUCAAGGCACGAUACCCAGCUCUUAAGGGACGGGCCUUCCUUAUAAUCCGGAUAUUGUGCCUUAAAGUUGA